Molecule: messenger RNA, 1482 nt
Organism: Anguilla anguilla (European eel)
Lineage: Eukaryota; Metazoa; Chordata; Actinopteri; Anguilliformes; Anguillidae
Exons: 5
Coding region: 207-1250 (347 amino acids)
Source: RefSeq, a predicted model, not a curated record
GUAGGCGGAACCAUGAAAUAAACGAAACCGAAACCAUAAAACUUCAGUAUAUAGCACUGCUACCAAGCUAUCCGCUCUCUGACAGAACAGUCAAAUCUAUUCAGCAGAACAGGGCACGAGGAAUAACUCCGCAGGUGAGCCAUCUGCACAGUUUCCCUUGUCUUGAGCACUUUGUCUACAUUCAUAUUUCUGUGACAGCUCCAGAGAUGAGUCUGGAAUUUGUGAAGCGUGAUCAAGACCAGCUGCAGAUUCUGAUCAAGAGCAGCAUCCUUUUCUUUGAACAGUCUCUGGAAUAUGCAGCAGAUUUGUGCACAAGAAAAGAACUCAGCAAGGACCAGGCCGAAGGUUAUCUUGCAGAGAUUUUGCACAGCAUUCUUUUCAUUGGAUACAUAAACAUUCCAUCCAUUGGGCCACAACAACUUCUACCUGAAAAUGCGGUUGGAUCGCUGAUGAACUCAUUUCCUGAUGUAUUUGAGAAGUACACAAGCCACCUGCCCUUAAGGACCCCUUACUCCAUUCUUCUGGACAUGGUUGUCCAGACUACAGGAGACCAAGCCAUGGAUCUACCCAAAAAUCUGUUGGCCCUGAAUGAAAAAAUGCAUGUUCCACGAAAUGGUAAGAAGAUGUGUGGAAAUGAUUUCUGCUUAGCAUCUAGUGUUGUUAGCUAUUGCUACUUUGAAAAAGGAAACAAGAAAUCCAAGAAGUACUUUGGUGCAUCUGUGGCUUGCACAGGGAAAGCAAAGCGGGAUUUCUUCAUCAACCUGUCCUGUGUUAAAACGUGGAAUCGAAAGGUAGCAUUGGGCGUGUGUUUGGCUGCUAAAGGCAGGAAGUCCAUAAUGCUUCCGAAGGCCGUGUAUUCUGCGGCAUUUACCAUGCUCAACGACCAAAGAGACGAAGACCACGAAGGGAAUUCUGACCGCAUUGGCUGUGGGUCACGUCAGAGAUACGUUCAGAGGCGUGCCUGUGAGAAAUGUUGGGGGAUAUUUCCAGAGGUAGUGUUCUUACCACCAGAGCGGGAUGAAGAAAGGGCCAGCUGGAAGCACGGGAAUUGUGCAGAAUGUGAGGCCAUGAGCAAUCUUCUAAACGGCGAGGUCACUGUCGAUGAGGGAGUAAAAUUGGGUGAGGAUCUUUUAUCAACAGCUGCUGCAAACGAGAAGCUUAAGCCCUUACUCAAGCCAAGAAUCGACAACCUGAAAAGCACGUUGAAAAAUCGGAUCGAGACAGCAGAAUUUCAAUUUUUUUUGCCAUAGUUUACUGAUGAAGAUGGGCCUACCUAUGUAUCAUCACCUACAUUUAAAAUAUAUUGUAAGCGACUUUAAUAACUAUCAUUAGAAAUGGCAAUCAUCAAUUAAAUCUGCAAAUUUGUUGGAUCGGUCAGUUGAACAGUAACCCGGUAGAAUCAACUAACAAAUCAAAACAAGCUCCAAAAAAAUAAAAAUAAAAACCUUGGACAGUGGCUGCAAUGUUAUUAAGUAGGCUAGG